UCACACUUUCUUGAGGAGGAGAGAGGCUUAGGGGCCUGGGCAGGCCUGAGGGCACAGAGGAGGGAGUGUUGGAGCUGGGAGUGAUCUAGAAUCAGAUCACUCUGGAAUGGGAGCCGCCAUAGACAUCAGAUGUCCAGGGUCCAGGAUCAGGGGCCUGGGAGACACGGGGAAGGUAGCAUGGCCUCCCUGAGCCUGUCCUUGACCCUGCAGGAGGUGAACUCUGUGUGGGCCACCCAAGAGAUGGACCCCCAGGGAGCCCAGGAGAGGCAGCAGCAGCAGGGUGUCGUCCCCUUCCUGGGCACGUUCCUCAAUCACCUGAAACUGCUGGACAUUGGGAUGGAGGAUGAUCUACAAAAAUACAAAGUCAUUAGGAAGAUCCAGCUGCUCCAGCAGGCUGCAAGUGAAUAUGACCUGAAUCCCGAGGAGCGAUUUGGGGCCUGGUUCCAGGCGAUGGAGCCCCUCAGUGUUGAUGAGAGCUACUGCCUCUCCUGCCGGCUGGAGCCCACACACCAGAAGACGAGCAAAAUGCGGCUCUUCAGGAGAAAGAGGAACCGGACAUCCUCCAGUUCAGGGCCGAUCUGUUUCUUCUCUUCAGCCACCGUGCCCUUGGCAAGGAGCCAUAACCCUCUGGAGACCACAAGUGCAGCUCCUCCUGAGCAGCAGGGCCACUGGGACCCUCGGGGUGCACCGGGUCAGCUCUUCCCCCCCCCACCCCAAGUGAAGGAGGACAUCUGAAGACUUUCCCUGGUUUCCCCUAAAGCCCCAGGCGGAGGGCACGACCCCCCUCCAAAUCCCUGACAUCUGCACCCCAGGGACUGUUUAUCCAUUGAGGAGGAGCAUUAGUAUAUGUUUAAGAGUAAAUAUCAGAUUUGAA
Messenger RNA from Diceros bicornis minor, 874 nucleotides. Its product is annotated as ral guanine nucleotide dissociation stimulator-like. Gene Ontology annotation, biological process: small GTPase-mediated signal transduction. The transcript has 5 exons. Lineage: Eukaryota; Metazoa; Chordata; Mammalia; Perissodactyla; Rhinocerotidae. The record is from RefSeq and is a predicted model, not a curated record. Gene Ontology annotation, molecular function: guanyl-nucleotide exchange factor activity. The coding region runs from base 130 to 735 and encodes 201 amino acids.